Messenger RNA from Musca domestica (house fly), 503 nucleotides. RefSeq names its product sarcocystatin-A. Gene Ontology annotation, molecular function: cysteine-type endopeptidase inhibitor activity. The record is from RefSeq and is a predicted model, not a curated record. The transcript is spliced from 3 exons. NCBI's taxonomy places the organism in Eukaryota, Metazoa, Arthropoda, Insecta, Diptera, Muscidae. The coding region runs from base 138 to 458 and encodes 106 amino acids.
UUUUUCGUUAAAUUUGUAACAGCCGUGAACUAAACAUCAGUCGUUUAAAGCUUUUCGACACGACAGUGUGUACGCUUCGGAAGAUAUUGACAAUAAACAAAAUAUUCCACAUCAACGCAUAAAAAUUCUAUAAAAAGAUGGCCGAUGAUUCAGUACCUGUUCUUGGUGGCUCUAGGCCCGUAUCCAAUUUCGAAGAAAUCGAGAAAACCUUAAACAAUUCUUUGUCUAAAUUGGCAGCUGGUGAUGGUCCCAACUACAAAUUGGUGAAAAUUUAUUCGGGUGAAGUUCAAGUGGUUUCGGGCUUAUCAACCCGAAUCGAAGCAGAUCUAAUGGAUGAAAACGGCACAACUAAGAGAUUUAAAGUUUGCAUUUGGUCCCAACCCUGGCUGAAAAAUGGCGUACAAGUUACGUUUGAGUGUGACGGUGAACCGACGGUGGUCAAAAGUCAUGAUCCCUGAGAGGGAAAUUUGAGAUCAUAAAUAUUUUAUUAUAUUAUUUCUUUU